Molecule: messenger RNA, 1053 nt
Organism: Mesorhabditis spiculigera
Lineage: Eukaryota; Metazoa; Nematoda; Chromadorea; Rhabditida; Rhabditidae
Source: the annotation of a GenBank genome assembly
AUGGUGGUAGAUUUGCUGUCAAAGAGCUUCGGCUCUUCCCUUCUCAACGAACAUCAUCUCGUCAAUCUGACAGCCACCCAAAUGGAAUAUCGAAAGCUGACCGACCUUUAUGAUUCUAUAUUCCCUAUAUUCUAUUGGAUCGCGGGUUCUAUUGGGAUCCCAGCCAAUCUCCUGCUAUUAUACUUGAUCAUUAAGAAGAGUCCACCAUCAUUGAAAGUUUAUAAAGUCUUACUACUCAAUCAAUGCAUCACUGAUCUAUUCUAUUCGUUUUCAAUAACAACGCUCCAGCCCAGAAUCAUUCCGAACAAAUGGGCAUUUGCAUACGUCUCGCUAGGACCGGCCAAAUAUCUAGGCUCCGAAUUUUCCUACGAAACAUAUUGUGUCCAAUUGCAUUCGAUUUUCUAUACAUUCCUGUCGUUCCCGUUAUCGUUUGGCUUUAGUCUUUGGAGCAUUGCCAUUUUCCAGCACAUAUCAUUCAUCUUCUCUGAAUGGCCGUCGGAGAAGGUUGUGGCUUAUUUAGCCGUUAAUAAGCCUCAUUAUAACAUGACUGGUCUGGUUGUUAGCGGGAAUCAUAUGUUGGAGAAACCAAUGACCUCAUUUGUCCUGGCGACCAUUGUUUUGCCAAUGUUCCCAAUUUAUGUAUUAGUUGUUUACUUCUAUCGUAAAGUUGAGGGAUUUUUGUCUAAUAAUGCAGAGAAACUACGAUCCCAGACUGUCAAAGGACAUCGAAGACUUUUAAUGGCACUUACAAUCCAAGCUGCCUUACCAGUGUGUACGAUAUUCCCACCAAUUGGCAUCUAUGGGCUUUACCACCUCGAAUUUAUUAACGUUACUAUCAUCGAAUAUCUUGUCUACGUUUUCUUCGCCUUUUACCCAGCUUUCAGCCCAAUGAUCACCAUCUAUUUCGUCAAACCGUACAACAUGGCCAUACAGCGGGCUACUGGCUUCUACGUGCGCAGUCUAUCGCAAACGACGGGAUUCUUCAGCGAAACCGUCGGUGGAGGUCAAUUCUUUGUCGGUAUUUCCGAAUGUCCAGCUGUCCUAUUCGAGCAU